GCGUGGCGGUCGGGCGGCGUACGUGAUGUUCCGGGUCCGUUGGUUACAGCAGCUUUCUUUUCCCUAUUAUCUCCACUUUUGUCCCACGUCACUGCUAUAAGAGUGGGCUGCAGCCCAGCAGUGGGCUUCAGUGGGUUUCUCUGCCUGAAGUCAUGCCUCUGACGAAGCCUCUGCUGCUGCUGCUGCUGCUGCUCACAGCUUGCCUGGCAGGUGGCGCCCUGCCGCCCAAAGCCAUGUGGCACUUUGGGACGAUGAUCGUGUGCGCCCAGCCGGGCGUCAACCCACUGAUGUACAACAACUACGGCUGCUGGUGUGGCUUCGGUGGACAGGGGACUCCUCAGGACGACUUAGACAAGUGCUGUAAACUCCACGACCACUGCUACGAAGCCAGCAGGAAGAUACCCGGGUGCUCGGGGGUCGCCGACCUUCCUUACGUCAUCGAUUAUGACUUUACCUGCUCCAACCGGCAGGUGGCGUGUUCAGCGACCAACGACCAGUGCCAGGCUGCUGUGUGCGAGUGCGACUGUGUGGCGGCUCACUGCGUCGCCCGGAACACGUACAACCUGGAGAACAAGAACCUGGACCCAGACGUCCACUGCGGUCAAUGGCCGUCCCUGUACUGACCAAUAAACCAGUUUGAAUCUCAAACAUUUGUCGCAAUACAUCAAUACAUCUAUAAUGUCCAUCUUCUUCCGUAACCAAAGUUGAAGGUACCGUUUAUGUUGCUGCUAACGCCUGGUUUGAGAAAGUCAUACUCAAAUACGUACAC
Messenger RNA from Cynoglossus semilaevis (tongue sole), 769 nucleotides. RefSeq names its product phospholipase A2-like. Gene Ontology annotation, molecular function: phospholipid binding; calcium ion binding. Gene Ontology annotation, biological process: lipid catabolic process; arachidonate secretion; phospholipid metabolic process. The coding region runs from base 153 to 623 and encodes 156 amino acids. The transcript is spliced from 4 exons. The record is from RefSeq and is a predicted model, not a curated record. NCBI's taxonomy places the organism in Eukaryota, Metazoa, Chordata, Actinopteri, Pleuronectiformes, Cynoglossidae.